UGCCCCCGCGCGGCGGCCGCACUUCCGCCGGCUGGGCGUCCCGCGCGCGCCUGGUUGGUUUGAAGGGAAGCGCUUAUUAGUCACCGCGCGGGGCUGCUUGUCUUUUCCCGGGUUCCGAGUCCGGCCGGAUCAGUGCGGAGGGACGAGGGGCAGGAGCUUCCUCGUGAGUCACCCUGAGGCGGCAGCGCCCGGGAGAUCGGGCGUCCGUACGGGGGCGGACCAGGGCCAAGCCCGGCCGGCGGGGAAGCUGGAGGCCUGGGGGCGGCAGCUUCUGCUCCCGGGGCGCAGGCCUGUGUGCGUGGCCUUGGGCAAGACAUUUCGCCCUUCUGGUGCAGCACACUCUGCCGCACACGCUGCCCUUGCCUCCCUGGCCCCGAACCCUUGCUCGGGGGCCCGCAGUGCCCCCCGCUCCGGAGACGUUUAGGGCAGCGCUGCCCGCCAGCCUGACCGGACGCGGCCCUCCGAGUCAAACGCUGGCUCCCUGAAAAUACCGUCGAAACAGCCUGUAGCUAAGACAAAACUGAGUCCGAUGCUUCCUUCUCUUGUUCGGGGAGAGCACUGUCUGAAAGGGUAGUUAGUCGAGAGGAGGUGGAGGGGCAGAGUUGGGGUGUUGAGGUUUGGGGCCAGGCUGAAGGGGGGCUUUUUGAUGCAAGAUUUUUAAAUUAGGGUUGGGUAAGGAUCGGGUCGCAUAGCUCAGGAUUUGUGGUCCCGGUGACGUGAGGAUUUCAUGAGCCUUGGAGCUUCAACUGUGGCUUAAUGCUACCUGUCGAAAGUUGGGGCGGUUUUCAAUGGAUUUUUGUGAGGUCGGAGAGUAAGGUUAUUGACACCUUUUGUUUUCCUGGGCAGGUGUUUCCUGACAUCAUACAAUAAUACAGUCAGGUUGUUUUGCCUCAGCCAGUAUGAGUCACAGCCUUCUGUUGUUUGCACCCACAGAAACCCUGUAUGUGGUUUGGUUGUGUGUAAAAUGGGGAUCAUAUGGCAGGGGGAUGGGGAGGAGCUGGGCACGCCCUGAGAAAACCAGGGUCUCAGCCUCUGGUAGCCCAGCAGGGCUUAUAAAAAUGUCUGAGUCCUGAAAAACAAUCCUUAUCUCAAAUAGGAAAAGGGAGCUCCAAAUUGAAACGAAUAGAUGGAGAUAUAUAUAUAUAUAUAUCAAUAAACAAUCGACUAGAUUUAUUAUUAAUACCUUAUUACUGACCACCAGCCAACUGCUACUCAAAGCACAUAGUUAGGGGUGGUUGCAUUUACCCUGUAGAGAGAUGUGCACGUUCAUAUGAUUUGUGCCGUGUGGUCAGGGGUUCAAAGCUAAGAAUGCUCCGGGCUUCUCAAGACCUUAAAACAUCCCUGGGGCAUUUGGCUCCUGGUCUUGGUACGUCCCUGCUCCGGUCUCUGAGCUCAUUUCCUCAUCUGUACGGUGGGGAAGACUGUGCUUUGGGCAGGAUAAGGAGGAAGUGAGGCCAUAUGUUAGCCAGCAGUUGUCCGAACUGAAGUCCACAGGAUUCUAGAGCAGUGUUCGCCCUCACCGGCAUGGGCUGCCCUGCACUUUGUGGGUCUAGAACAGACUGAGGGCCCAUAGUAAGCAAGCUGGGAAGGAAUGGGAGUGUUAACCAGUUUGAGAGAAAGCAGGAGAAUGGAGGUGAUAUUAACCAUUCUCCCAGCUCAACCUGGUUCCAUCCAUUUCCUGCACUGCUCCCCACCCCACCCACCAGGACAGGUGCAGGGACGACAUUAAACAUGUUUAACAACCAGUGUGAAACCAUGAAAACAGGCUUGCGGGAGAGGCUUGGAGCCCCCCACCCCCAUCUCAACAGGAAGCCGACAGCCGUGCUGGCCCCUUGAGUCACCACUGUGGGAGGCCACGGAGAGCCCACUCAUCGCGGGGCCCUGUGACAAAGGAAGGUACGCCACCACCUUGACCGCGACCCUCACCAGGCCCGACAGUAGUCAGCCGCCGCUGUUUUCAGACGGACUCUAGGGGAGUCAGGAAAUUCUGCCAGGACGCGACAUCGGAUCGGGCUCCGUGUUCAACGUGAGACUUGAACUCGGGACCCUGAGAUCAAGAGUCGCACGCUCUACAGAUUGAGCCCGCCAGGCGCCCCAAACAUGCUAUUUUAAAGCGUCCCCAGCGUGCGGGCAGGGGCGGUCUUCGGUCUGCUCGCCGUUGUGUCUCCGGCACGCCCGGGUGCGAAAUGGCGUUGGUGUGCCACUUCUUCGGGCUGAGCCCCACCAGCCCCAGCUGCCACUCGUACGAUGCGUCCGCAGCCCUCUCCGUCCUGCACAGCUCGCUGCAAAUCAUCGGUGGCCCUGCGAUGGCGUGACAGGCGCCGGGUGGCAGGGUGGGUGGCAGGGUGGGCACCUGGGGCCCAGGCGAGGACAUGCCCAGCCGGCACUGCUGGUGUGGCUGCAGCAUCCAGUAGGCGCUCCGUAAAUGUCUCCAAUGGGUGUCAAGUCACGCCGGGGCCCCCACUCUCUGGGAACUGGGGAGCCGGUCUCUGGGGCCCUUGCUGAGGCCUGGUGCCCGACAGCCUUCACUGCCUUCUCAGGUCUUCCUGUGGCUCCUACCGGGUCCUUCUCCUGGAGGCCCUCUACCUGGCCACCCUUUUUGGGGACCAGUGACAUCUCAGGACACGUGUCUGUCCCUCGGGUGACCUCGGCAGUGGCCCAGUUCUCAGGAAACGUCGUAAUAGGACACUGGGGAGGCUGCAUUCUGGGACAGCUGGUCCCUGGCACAAUCCUCCCGACACCUUGCCACGCUUGUUUAUUCAUUCAGCAAACACCCACUGAGACCCGGAGUGUACCGGGGCCAUCCUAGAUCCCCAGGGUGUGCUGGGCCACCUGACACUGCCCCUCCCCUCGGGGCGGGGGGUCACAGCUCCCAGCACCCAGCCCCUCGUGGCCCUCCAGGGGCCCUGCCCGCCUCCGUGCUUCCCCACACCCCCUCCCCCGUGCUGAGACUCCUUCACCAUCAUCACUUGCUCACCUGCCUCCCACCCCCGGGGAGAUGCCUGCUGCCCGAGGGUAGGACCUGUGUCUUAUCCGUGGUGCCCCAGUGCCCAGCAUGGGAUCUGACAUACAGCCGUGGCCCAGUAAAUGCUUGUCGAGUGAGCCGGGGAAGCCAACCACCUUAGUUUCGGGAAGGCAGCGGGUUGGGGGAGCCUGGGGCUAGCCGUGGAGUAGAGACGGCCCAGGGUGGUGAGCAGGCGGCGGGGUGGGGGGGCACCCCAGAGCCUGCCCUUCACCUUUGCUGCUUGGCAUGGGUGUUCUCCGGCAGCUCCCUGCCUCCGGUCCUGGGACAGAAUAAUGCAUCAGCUGGGGGCUGUUCGGGGCUCCUGCACCCCCAUCCUUGGCUUGUAUUGGGGCGGGAUGGGACAGGGGGCUCGCCCUGAUGAGAGGGGGCGUCUGGCUGUAGUUUAGCCCCGAGUUGCCUCCUGCCCUUCUAGCCGAAGCCGGAAGGGGGCAGUAAAACACACCAGCGAUCCCUUGUGGCUCCGGGGAGGUGGUCGGCUGCAGGCUCCUGCCACCUGCCAAAGCCCCAGGGUCUGAGCGGGGACAGCACAGGGGUCACCCCUACCCCCAGGCUGUGGGGGAGGAACACGUUGGCCAAGCCGGGGCGCUCCAGAAAGGCUGAGGCGGUCUGCCCAGCGGGGUGCGCCGAGUGUCUGCCUGGAGGGCCCCCAGCUCCUGCCAGCACCCUGUCCUGCGCCCCAGCCCGGCUUCCUCUCUUCUCUGAGCCCCCCUGCCCGCCCCUGCCCGCCUCUGCACGCCUCUCCACUGCUCCCACUUGCCCUCCGGGUCUCCGCUUUCUGGGCGGUCUUCACCUGCAGCCCCGCCAGGGUCAGGUGCCUCCCCGGACCCUUGAGGCCCCAGCCCACCCCACUCCGCUCCUGGGACCCUGGGUGAAAACCAUCCAUCCCCUGGAUCAAGAUCCCUCGGGAUCUACCGGGUCCGGUCCAGUCUCCCGCCUCCAGAUUGGGGUUCAAAUCCGGCUCUACCUGUCACCACGAGCCUGCUCGCCCCCAGCCUCAGUUUCCUCAGCUUCAGAGUGGGGACAGUGAGGGAAUUUGAGGAGGAAGGUGUGGCGAUGCGGGGCGCCUGAUACACUCUCCUCCCGCUGUGUCUCCCACCCCUUCCCAGCGCGAGGUUUGUUGACCGUGUGAAUGAGAGGACGAAUACGCAGUGGGUCUAGGACCGGAAUCCGUCGGCCCUCCUUCUGGGGGUGGGGGACCCCGGGGUAGCACCCACCUGGGCUCCCUGCUCCUGCAUAGCCCAGCUGCCCUUUGACCCUUAGGCGUGCAGGGGCCGGGCCGGGCUGUGGGAGACGGUACCCCAGCCCUUCCCAGGCAGCCACGUCAGUCGGCCACCUGGGCACCUGCCUGGGUUUCCCCGAAGUCCAGGUGAGGGGUGAGUUGUUGGGCACCCGAGUGACAGGACCCACAUGACAGGUGGCCACUGGGGGCCUGAUUCAUGGCUUUCUGGGAAGUGGGUUAACGGAAUCCCAGGGCCCAGGGCCUGGUCAGGCCUCCUGGCUGAGUCACAGUGGCCCCUGGAGGAAGGAGCCGUUACUGAGCCUCUGGGCAGCCCCGUGUUCCCAAGGCCCCGGGACCUCCCCACGACCCCACACCCUAAGUCUUCCCUUCCCCACACAAACUGGGGUCCAUCCCAGUCAGUGUCAAGGCCACUGGCCUGCACCACUGGGCCUGGGUCCUGCUCCUCCAGAGGCCAGAUUCUGAGCCCACAGCUGGAGCCCAGGUCCUGGGCCCCCAAACCAGUCCACUGCUGGUGGGGGGUGGUAGGGAUCUCAGCCAGAGCCCCCACCUGGGCCCCCUUAACGGCCCAUUUCCUCCCCACAGUCCCGCCCCACCUGUGACCUACAGCCUGGGGUGGCCAGACCGAGCCACUCACUCACUCACUCACUCGGGGGACUGGUCCAACGGCAUUCCACCUCCCGGGAUAAAACCUGGGGUGACCUGUGGGGAGCUCUGCACACAGCUCUCCCAGCCGCGCCCGCGCCCCCACCGGCCAUGGUGGUUUCCAGAAUUCCCCCGGCCCUGGGUGGAGGCUGUCUCAGGAUCCUAACCCCCCUUCUGCUUCUGGCUUCUGCGGCCUCCCUCCGUGCUGCCAGGAUACCUGCACCCCCAGCUUGUGGGAAGCCCCAGCGGCUGAACCGGAUCGUGGGCGGUGAGGACAGCACUGAUGCCGAGUGGCCUUGGGUCGUGAGCAUCCAGAAGAACGGAACCCACCACUGUGCAGGCUCCCUGCUCACCAGCCGCUGGGUGGUCACUGCUGCCCACUGCUUCAAGGGCAACCUGAACAAGCCGUCCCAAUUCUCUGUGCUGCUGGGGGCCUGGCAGCUGGAGAACCCUGGCUCCAGGUCCCAGCAGGUGGGUAUCGCCUGGGUGCAGUCCCACCCCGUGUAUUCCUGGAAAGAGGGCUCCCGUGCAGACAUCGCCCUGGUGCGUCUGGAGCACACCAUCCACUUCUCUGAGCGAAUCCUGCCCAUCUGCCUGCCUGACUCCUCCGUCCGUCUCCCUCCGAACACCCGCUGCUGGAUUGCAGGCUGGGGGAGUAUCCGUGAUGGAGUGCCCCUGCCCCACCCCCAGACCCUGCAGAAACUGGAGGUUCCCAUCAUAGACUCGGAAGUCUGCAGCCGCCUCUACUGGCGGGGCGCUGGGCAGGGAGCCAUCACCGAGGACAUGCUGUGCGCUGGCUAUCUGGAGGGGCGGCGGGACGCCUGUCUGGGUGACUCGGGGGGCCCCCUGAUGUGCCAGGUCGAGGGCACCUGGCUGCUGGCGGGCAUCAUCAGCUGGGGCGAGGGCUGUGCCGAGCGCAACCGGCCCGGCGUCUACAUCAGCCUGGCCGCCCACCGCUCCUGGGUGAUGAGGGUCGUGCAAGGGGUGCAGCUCCGCGGGCACUCACAGGGGAGGGGGCCCGCAGGGGAAGGCGCGCCCUCCCCGAGGGGCCCGCGUUAGGGACCUGGGGAGACGCGGCGGCCACGCCGUUGUAAGUAAGCCAUCUGCCUCCGGGGGGCGCCCGCGGGCCGGCACCGAGCGGCCUCGCAGCCCGCCCCGCCCGCGCGAGCGCCUCUGUGUGUAUAUAUAUACAUGUUAAUAAUUUUUACAGUUAUUUGUACCCCGCCCUCAUAUCUUAUUUAUUCCUCCAAUUUCAAUAAAUUAUUUAUUCCCCCGUU
This is a messenger RNA of Neofelis nebulosa (Clouded leopard), 6184 nucleotides long. Its product is annotated as brain-specific serine protease 4-like. The coding region runs from base 5019 to 5966 and encodes 315 amino acids. The transcript has 9 exons. NCBI's taxonomy places the organism in Eukaryota, Metazoa, Chordata, Mammalia, Carnivora, Felidae. Gene Ontology annotation, molecular function: serine-type endopeptidase activity. Gene Ontology annotation, biological process: proteolysis. The record is from RefSeq and is a predicted model, not a curated record.